AUGGACUCAAUCGAGUCGUCGCCCCAAAACGUAGAUUCUUCGCGUACCAAGACUCCGUCACGAACGCCUGCCACAGCCCGAACCCCAAAUGCCCGUCGCGCUGUCAGCGCCGAUCCGCCCUCAUCACAUCGUUCCGCUGUCCAUACGCCUCUUGACCGCACUUCCACUCGGGAAUUCAUCAACUCCGUCCGACGCGGCGUCUCAGCAUCCGGCGGGCAUCGCAACAAUGCGCCAACGCCCCAUGCGAAAGCUGCGCGCCAGGCCCUUGACCAGCGCCGCAAUGCCCUGCUCACUCCGGGAAAGAUUAGGCGCCAGAGCCUGGUAGACCAGAGGGAAACCCCGAUGGGUCUCUUGGGACGUCUGGCUGGAGUAUUGGCACCGGUUAGCAAGCCGAUUGUGUCGUCGUCCCCGCCGCAGGAUAAGCGCUCGAGCUUUGCGCCCAUUCAAGAGGAAGAUGACGACGAUGCUGACUUGCCCAGACCACGUCUGUCGCUGCCAAUUGACCAAGACGAUGAGUCUGAUUUGGUACCACCGCGUUCUUCGGGUUUGGAAUCAGAACCCACCCUCCCAGUUAUUGAAAAACCUCGGCGAGCUUAUAGUGAGCAGCCGAGCAGACUUUCGGGGCCCGACUUUGGCGGCGGCUUUGACAGUGAUGCCUUUGAUCCUAAUGAGGCUACUGGGGAUAUGGGGAGGGUAUCGGAUUUUUUCCCUGGCUCGUUGUUGGACAACAUUCGAGCUCAGGCGAUUGCAAGUGGCAACCAAACAAUCACUCGAAUUGAUGAUGACUCGAGGCGAAAUACAGUCACUGGGCGAGACAGUGAGUUUGGGCUGCAAAUACCCCCUGGUGCGGAAGAAACAACCUUUAUGAUGUCGGAGCCACCGGCAGAUGGCGGUGGUACAUCUCCCCUUGUGGUUGAAGAAUCCAUAGCUGAGACAAGGGCAAACAAUACCGCCAAUCAAAGUGGCAUUGGAGACGUCACUCUGACAAGACCACCCGGUCCCAAUGACGACGACGGCGACAACAUGAUGGACGUUUAUAACGACCCCGACCCGGUUCCAAUAAUACAAACGGAGCCCGAACCUGUGGAGGGGAAUGACGAAGAUGACGAAAUUGAACCAUAUAUCGAAGAAAUUGAAGGGCAAUCCGUGGACGAAGAGGAACCAGUCGAACCCUCAUCUGCGACAAAGCCCUCAAGAGACAGGUUAAAACCCAAGAAGCGCCAACGAAGGGUGUCAAAACAUGGCAUAGAAUACCCAGCACUGCCACCAACGUUUGUCAAGAGAGUAGCCCAAACGGCCCUGCAGUCUUCGGGUCUCAGUAACCCUCGGGUAUCGGCUGAUACCCUCACCGCGCUCACCCAAGCCUCAGAGUGGUUCUUUGAGCAGCUGGGUGAUGACUUGGGCGCUUAUGCAAACCAUGCAAAACGGAAAACUAUCGAGGAGAGUGACAUGGCUACGUUGAUGAGACGGUAA
Molecule: messenger RNA, 1473 nt
Organism: Metarhizium acridum CQMa 102
Lineage: Eukaryota; Fungi; Ascomycota; Sordariomycetes; Hypocreales; Clavicipitaceae
Biological process (GO): resolution of meiotic recombination intermediates; replication fork processing
Cellular component (GO): FANCM-MHF complex
Molecular function (GO): chromatin binding; protein heterodimerization activity
Source: RefSeq, a predicted model, not a curated record